CAAUUGUGUGGUAAGACGAUGAAAAGCACUAUCGGAGGGGUCUGGAUGGAAAUAGCAAAGUCGGAAAUAUCCGAGGUUUUUUCUUUUCAAGCCUCCGCCUUUGCGGGUGAGAUAGAGACGCCUCGCUGAACUCCGCUCUCUUAACCGCGACUCCGUGACCGCCGUCGCACGCGUACAUCACCUCAAGGUUGCCUUCCAAAGGAAAGUUUCUUCAGACCAUGGUUUCUUCAGCAACACUUGUUCAAGAAUUCGAUAAUUCUUUUUUCUCCUGGAAGAGGUUGAAAGUUUCAGAUUUUGAACAUCAAGAACUGGAUCUGCAUGUGGCCACAUCAACGCAGUCCAACACCAUGGAAUGCUCAUCUCAUGGGGGGCUUGUUUCUAGUUAUGCUUCUUCAUCUAGCUGCAGUUUGGAUGAAAAGACUUGUUCUAGUUCUGUUUUGGAGAUGAGUUGCCAGUUGAAUGGCAAUAGUGGUGAUAUUCCUGAGUCUAGCAGUGCUGGGGGGAUGAGUUCAUCCUCCCAGCAAAAGGAUUACUCUGGCUAUGUGCCCCCUAUUUUUGUGAGUGGAUGGAUGUAUGUCAAUGAAAAUGGACAGAUGUGUGGUCCUUAUAUUCAGCAACAGUUAUCUGAGGGUUUAUCUACUGGUUUCCUGCCUGAGGAUCUUCCUGUUUAUCCCAUUGUAAAUGGAACAUUAUUGAAUCCUGUACCUUUAAAGUACUUCAAGCAGUUUCCUGACCAUAUUGCCACUGGUUUUGCAUAUCUGGGCAUGGGUAUCUUAGGAGCAUCCAUGCCUACAAAUUGUUUUGCAUCUUUCAAUAUGAGUUCAGCUGUACAUGGGCAAGAAAGCCUUGUUCUGCUUGCUUCUCAAGUUACCCCUUGUCCAGAAGAACGGUUGGUAUCCCAUUCACAAGUCCCUUAUAUUGCUUAUAGUUCGAAUCUGCCUAUCUCAAAUUCCAAGGCAGAAAACCAUGAUCCACCGUUCCCACCACUGUCAGGGGAAGAUUCAUGUUGGAUGUUUGAGGAUGAUGAAGGGAGGAAACACGGACCACAUUCUCUUCAGGAACUUUAUUCCUGGCGUCACUAUGGAUACCUCUGGGAUUCAUUGAUGAUAUACCAUAUUGAAAAUAAGUUUAGGCCCCUCCCAUUGCUAUCUGUUAUCAAUGCUUGGAGAAUGGAUAAACCUGAAUCUGUCUCCGUGUCUGAUGUCAAAACUGAGAGUGGCUUGCUACUCAGCUUCAUUUCUGAAAUUUCUGAAGAAGUUUCUUGUCAACUGCAUUCUGGAAUCAUGAAAGCAGCUCGUAGAGUUGCGUUAGAUGGGAUAAUCAGCAAUGUCAUCUCAGAGUUCUCUAAUACAAGGAAAGCUCAUAGAAAUCCUAAGCUUAGUCACCAGGCUGCCAAAACUUCUUCGACAGAUGAAAAAAUGUCUGAAGUUCCUGGUGAGAGAAGGAAUGUUGUUCCUCCUGAGUGUCCCGCUGCAACUUGCGAACUUAGCUCUGAUCUGGCACAUGUUGAUCAGCUACCUGUGCAGUUACACAGAAGCACAAAAUCUGUUGGAAGCAUUGAUCAUUUCUGGGGUUGUUAUGCAAUUGUUUGUAGAAUUCUUUUUGAUUAUUGCAUGGAAGUCAUGUGGAAUGCUGUCUUUUAUGAUGUCAUAACAGAAUAUUCUACUUCCUGGCGGAAAAGAAAACUUUGGUUUGCUCAUCAAAAGAUUGGAAUCCCCGGUAGUGUCAGGGAUUUUGUCAAAGAGACUGAAUGUUUACCCAGUGAGCUUUGUUUCAAUGUUUUGCAGUUGCUAUCUAGGCAGGAUUCUUUUGAUGGCGAUUUUGACUGCCCUCCUGGUUUUGAUCCUGCGAUGGUUGAAAAAGAUAGUCAAUCUGAAUCACCUAGCAUUGCUUCAUUUGUGCCUUUGAUGGAGAAGGCAUCUAAACUGAACAGCCUAUCAUGCACUGAUGGUGCAUAUGAUGGCCUAAAAUGUAUCUUGGAGUAUGUAGAAAAUGAGCUACACAUGUCCAUGAAGCUGUCUUUGGUUGAAUAUGUUGAAGUUCUUGUCAAGGAGGAAGCGUGGAAGGUGGUUAAGUUCUCAGAGGAUGACAGAUUGAAUAAGGAGAUCUUUGAAUCUUCCGUACAUUAUCAUCAGAAAACUGAAAAAAGUUCUUCAGAAUUGCACAAUGAACUGAGAAUUGACGCCAAUAAAGUGACUGUUGAGACAUCCAGUGAUUUAAUACAAGCUGGGAAGCGCUUCAAUUCCUGUGCAUCUGAGGAUAUUUUGUCCAAUUUUCUUGCCAGUGCUUUUGAAAAGUCAUGGGCAGAAGUUAAUGACACAGUGGAUGAGCAAGAUAUUGAUGAACCUCCACUACCCGGAUCUGAAGAUAAUGUUAGAACACUUGUCCCAUCAACUACAUCUAAAUUCCGACCUUCAAGAUCAGAUGAGUCUAGUCCUAAGAUCAGAGAGUAUGUUGCCAUGGCAAUGUGCAGGCAGAAGUUACAUGAUGAUGUGCUAAGGGGGUGGAUAUCAUUGUUUAUUGAUGGUAUCCUUCAUCAAUAUCUCGGACUGCCUCGUACUUCAAAAGGACACUCUAAUAUGGAAGGGGCAUAUAAUACAAAUAAGGAACAUGACAGCACAACUCUUGCUUCACUAGAAAAAGCUAGGGAUGGAUCAAGGAAAUAUACGUACCACCGCAAGAAAAAAUUGGCAUGGAAGAAGUCGGGGUCAUCUACUCAGUCUAUGGCUCAAGUUGACGCAGGAUUUCAGCAUCAGCCUGUGGAGAAGUCAGGAAAGCAGCACUGUGUCAGAGAUGUUGCUGAGAAUGUAGCAGUGGAACCUGUUGUUGCAACUCUGAAGAAGAAGGAAAUAGCCAAGGGCCAGCGCCAGACUGAAUUAUCUGUUAAUGCUGGUCCUUUAAAAACUAAAAUUAAAAGCUGUCACCCAAGUGAUCAACCAUUGACCAAAAAUGCUACUUGUCAAAAGGAAAUAAAGAUUAAGCGCUCAGUUCCAAAACCUAAUAAUAAGCUCUCAGAACAUACUGUAAAACAUGCUGGGAAGAGUGUUUCAAACUUGAGUGAGGAUCUUAAUAAUGUUAAGAAGGUUAUUGAUAGCAACAGCAAUGAUGCUGGAAUCGAGGAAGCACCGGCUCAUUAUUCUGGACGGAAUCUAAAUGCAGCCAAGGUAUCAAAACUGAAAAGGAAGCAUUCAGCGGGUGAUGAUGCUGGAAUUGAGGAAGCACCGCCUCAUAAUUAUUCUGGACGGAAUCUAAAUGCAACUAAGGUAUCAAAACUGAAACGGAAGCAUUCAGAGGGUGGUGGGUCAGUGUCACAUCCUACGAAGAUUAUGAAAGUGGCCAAUGCUGCUUCCAAGCAAGUAGCAACUAGACAGGUUACGGUGCAGAAAAUAAAGUCUCGAAAAUUAAGGACUUCAAAUCCUGGCCCUAGGUCUGAAGGAUGUGCACGAUCUUCAAUUAAUGGCUGGGAAUGGCACAAAUGGUCUCUUAAUGCAAGUCCUGCUGAAAGAGCUCGUGUUAGGGGAAUUGACUUUGUUCAUGCCAAUUGUUCAGGUUCUGAGGCUUAUGCUUCUCAGUUAUCGAAUGGCAAAGUUCUUUCUGCUAGAACAAACAGGGUGAAGAUGCGCAAUCUUCUUGCUGCAGCUGAUGGUGCUGACCUUCUAAAAGCUACACAAUUGAAGGCACGAAAAAAGCGUCUACGUUUCCAAAGAAGCAAAAUUCAUGACUGGGGUCUUGUUGCAUUGGAGCCAAUUGAGGCUGAGGACUUUGUAAUUGAAUAUGUUGGGGAACUAAUUCGUCCUCGAAUAUCUGAUAUACGUGAACGUCUUUAUGAGAAGAUGGGAAUUGGAAGCAGUUAUCUAUUUAGACUUGAUGAUGGUUAUGUGGUUGAUGCUACAAAACGCGGGGGAAUUGCAAGAUUCAUUAACCAUUCUUGUGAGCCAAACUGCUACACCAAGGUGAUAACUGUUGAAGGGCAGAAAAAAAUUUUCAUUUAUGCGAAACGACUUAUUACUGCUGGGGAAGAAAUCACUUAUAACUACAAAUUUCCUUUGGAAGAGAAAAAGAUACCAUGCAACUGUGGUUCACGGAAAUGUCGUGGAUCAUUGAAUUAGGAUGCGUUCUGGGUUUCCAUUUCUGGCCAUUCUUAUUGAUUUGUUCCCCACUUAUUAAUCAAUUGACAUCAAGAGAAUGAAUAUAACUGUAAAGCUUGAGUUGGGGUUACCUGCUAGAUUUCUCUUCUGGUUUCUUAGUUAUUGAUUUUCGAAGUUAGCAACUGAGCGCGCUAUGAUGAUCAAGCAAAGUUGUUUCGUUGUAGCUUGAAAUUUCCAGAGGAGGUGGAUUGUUCUUCUGAACUACAUAACAUCCCUUGAUACUGCUGCUUGAAAGUUUUCUUGUGAUUCUGACAAGACGAAUGAGCUGCAAGCUGGCAGCAGAGUGCAUUGGCAAGGUUCACAACCAUUGGGGUUUCUUCAAUCCAGUAGUUCACAGCUUGGUUGUUAACUUGGUGAUGCAGCUGGCUGCGCUAGUAACUGUAGUAGGAAAUGGAAAAGUUUGGAAGCAACAGUGGAUGGGUGGAUGUGGUUUUUUGGGGCAGAAAUUUAGAUGGUUGUGAAUAUAGGCUUCCAUGAAGGCUUGAAUAUGUCAUUGUGGUGGAUUUUCCCUUGAAUUUUUUUAUCUACUUGGGGAGGAUGAGGUUCUGAUUCUUGUAAAUCUCCAUAUAUGUGCUGCAGAUGAGUUUCUCCUCUUAGAAACUCCAAAUCAGUUAUUUUUUGUUGCUUACAUGGCAUUUUUGGAAUAGAAAUUUGUUGUACAAACAUGCAUUAAUACAUUUAUUCUAUAAAAAAGUGAUUUUUAUAUAUAGAUGAAUUUUAAAAUGAUACCCAAUUAUAUUUGUUGGUAUUCUUUUUAGUGACAAAGUGCUGUUCUCUGCAACUGAACAUGUUCAUAUCUUGGAACUCGAUAUGUAAAUAGGAGAAAUAUAAGAAACGUGGGAUAUGUUAUCCUUCUGCCAUUAACUAAUAAUUAUGUACAGGGGGAACUCAGUUCAGUUGUUGUGGUAAAAACUUUUGAAGGCCAUUGGAUUUUAACCUUAUCUGUUGUUUCAACUGUGUUGAUGGGCAGCAAUCUUGAUCUUUGACUUGUAAAAUUAUGCAUUUCCGAAGUUGUGCAUUUGUUUAAGUUAUCAGGCCCAACAUCUCAUGUGAGUCAUGGCCUUAAUUUAAAAAAAAAAAAAAUUAAGUGUACUUAUGUGUAGAUUAUCAUUGGCAGUUAACGUGCUUGACAAGGAGUUGUCUGAUUGGACAAGCAAAAAAUUUUCCCACUGGCUUCAGUGGAAGGAUAACUUUGAUUAGCUUGUGCGGAUGUUCAUUAGAUAAACCGAUUUUAUUGUUAGAUAAAUAGGUUUUGAAAGGAAAUAAUUGGCAUGUAGUUGAAAGCUGGCCGAGUGGAAUCAAAAACAGAUUUAUAAGCGUCAGUUGGUUUGGCGGGGGAUUUCAAAGUGUUCGGCAGCAGUUUAAAUGGGGAUUUUAAUAUUAUUAUUAUUUUUUUGGGUGCAAAUUUAUAUUUUUUGAACGAGGAUCUGUGAAUUAUAUUUAAUUGUUUUUUUUUCGUAAUGAUCUUUUGGCUGCAGGGGUUCAAGUGUUCCAUUAUAGCUGUUGGUGUGGAGGUUUCUUGAUGCCUCUGGUAUGUUUCUGUUCCCUCAACCUUCCUUGUAGGAACGGCAAAGGCAAAUGGCAAACAUUUUGCCUUCGUAAAUUAUAACAAAAUUAUGGGGCGUCUCAUCUAAAUGAUUUUACCAGAUGCUAGUGCCAAGUACCAAUCGAGGUCCGCUCCUAAUAUUAAUGGAAAUGCGAUGCAUGCAAGGUUCACAAUUUUGUUUUUCCACCUUUACACAUGUAAAUACAUUCAUGUGUCUACUAUAAUUAACUAGUGGAGAAAAAAAAAAGAUAAAAAGUGGGCAUUGGGAUUCUUAUUAAUUUCUUAAAGGUGAAAAUGCUUUUAACGUAUAUCAUGCAUCUUGUGGCAUAAAUCCUUUUGGCCGCUGCUAGACGGUGAAACAGUGUAAUUUUGAGGAUUGGAAGUUCAAAAACAUUACGGAGUCCGAGCCAACGCGUUUUGCCUGGCACAUUUUACCAUUGCUAGUCCAAGCAAAGCAAGGGCAGGAAUUUUUAUCCUGAAAUUGCUUAAUCUUCUUGGUGGUUUGAAAUGACUAGGUGUUGCGCUUCUUAUACAUUUUGCCACUUAAUUAAGGAGUAACUCCGCCUGUGCCUUGCCAAUUCACAGCCGGUCCCAAGCCCGGAUAAAGGAGGAGGGUUGUGAUGAGUAAAUUAGAACCAUUUUAUGCUUUUGGUUUCUCCAAUUGAUUUUAUGUAACUUGGGUCUUGGUUAAGGCAUUAUGCUUAUGAAAUUACAUUCAAACUGAUGAGCGAAUAACUUGUACUUUUGGAAGUUACGUUAUAUUUUUUGAAGUUUUGAUUUUCCAUCUUAAAA
Manihot esculenta (cassava) is the source of this 6486-nucleotide messenger RNA. RefSeq names its product histone-lysine N-methyltransferase ATXR7. Bases 219 to 4109 code for a protein of 1296 amino acids. The record is from RefSeq and is a predicted model, not a curated record. Lineage: Eukaryota; Viridiplantae; Streptophyta; Magnoliopsida; Malpighiales; Euphorbiaceae. The transcript has 21 exons. Gene Ontology annotation, molecular function: protein binding; histone H3K4 methyltransferase activity. Gene Ontology annotation, cellular component: Set1C/COMPASS complex.